This is a messenger RNA of Pogoniulus pusillus (Red-fronted tinkerbird), 11747 nucleotides long. RefSeq names its product Dmx like 1 (gene DMXL1). Gene Ontology annotation, cellular component: RAVE complex. The record is from RefSeq and is a predicted model, not a curated record. The transcript is spliced from 46 exons. NCBI's taxonomy places the organism in Eukaryota, Metazoa, Chordata, Aves, Piciformes, Lybiidae. Gene Ontology annotation, biological process: vacuolar acidification. Gene Ontology annotation, molecular function: protein binding. Bases 139 to 9414 code for a protein of 3091 amino acids.
CGCAGCACCGCCACGCCCCGCCCCGCCCGGCUCGGCUCCGCCCCGCACUAUGUACCGCCGCCGCCUCCUCCACCGCCGUCCGCGGUACGAGUGGUGGCCGAGCGGCAGGGGCCGGCAGGCUGGCGGCGGCCUGUCACUAUGAACCUGCACCAGGUGCUGACGGGGGCUGUGAACCCCGGGGACAACUGCUUCUCCGUGGGGAGCCUGCACGACCAGCCCUUCACGGCAUAUGCAUCAGGAUGUGAUAUUGUGGUAUUGGGAACUGACUUUGAAAGAUUACAGAUAAUCCCUGGAGCAAAACAUGGAAACAUUCAAGUGGGGUGUGUGGACUGUUCAAUGCAACAGGGCAAGAUUGCAGCUUCUUAUGGAAAAGUGGUUUCUAUCUUUGAGCCAGUUAGCCUCUUGAAGGAGAACAGCAGUCAUCAUAAUACAUUGCAUUAUCAGUGGCAGAAGAAUGCUCAAAUCUUACUGGAAACCAUAGCACAUAAUCUAACAUGGGAUCCCACAGGCACUCGCCUUUUGACUGGUUCCAGUUGUCUUCAGCUUUGGUCCAACGUUCCUUUGGAAAACCCUUCUGACAAUGACAAUACUGAAAGAACAAACAUUCAACUUGGAGAAUGGAGGUGUAUCUGGCAGUGCAAAACUGCUUCUCAAGUUUGUUUAAUGAAGUUUUCACCAGAUGGGGAGUUUUUUGCUACUGCUGGAAAGGAUGAUUGUCUUGUGAAAAUAUGGUACAAUACAGACAGCUGGCGGUCAGCCGUAAUCCCACCUGCUGCAAGUUCAGAAAAACAGCCAAAGGAAGUUGAUUUUUCAUUUGUUUAUUUGGCUCAUCCUCGAUCAGUAAAUGCAUUUUCAUGGAGGAAGACCAGUAAAUUCAUGCCACGUGGUGGUGUCUGCAACGUACUCCUGACUUGCUGUAAGGAUAAUGUUUGUCGCCUCUGGGCAGAGACUUUGUUACCCAAUGACAGUCUUUUGUAUGGUGAAGGCUACAGCAAUUGGAGUGAAGCAGUGAACUUCACUAGUAACUUCAAGAGAAAUACCUCAAGUAAGGAGAAAGUGCAAAGUGCUUUAGAGUUCAACCUGAAACACUUCCGACGAGGAAGGAGGAGGUCAGGCGCAGUGGUUGCGCAUACUGGAUACACUCUACAUCAGCAAGAUCCGCAUGAACUUCACAGGAACACUCCUCCUCAUGCAAAUGCACUGUGUCACUUCCAUAUUGCUGCCAGCAUCAAUCCAGCUACAGAUAUUCCUCUACUUCCUUCUAUCACAUCUCUGAGUCUUGGUGAAAAUGAAGAAAAAAGUGGACCUUUUGUUGUCCAUUGGCUGAACAAUAAAGAACUUCAUUUUACCUUGUCUAUGGAAGUGUUUUUGCAACAACUUAAAAAGAGUUUUGAACAUCAUUCUCCAGAGACUAAUGCUGAGGAAUCUAACCAAAUGGAUGGUAAAUCAGAAGAAGAAAUUGAUGAAAAUGGAGAUGAACAAAAAGGAAACCAAGAAAAGAAGGAACUUGGUAAUGAGAAAACUACUUCAAAUUCCAGCCUUCUUCCUUUAUCUUCUGCUAUUAUUGAUCAUGAAAUUGAAGUGCUGCUUUCGGAAUGGAGUAAAAAUCCUGACAUGCUCUUCAGUAUACAUCCUAUGGAUGGUUCACUGCUGGUAUGGCAUGUGGACUGGAUAGAUGAAUACCAACCUGGCAUGUUUCGCCAGGUGCAGGUGUCAUUUGUCUCAAGAAUUCCUGUUGCCUUUCCAACGGGUGAUGCAAACUCUCUUUGCAGAAGUAUAGUGAUGUAUGCUUGUACCAAAAAUGUUGACUUAGCCAUUCAGCAAGGCAAGCAAAAGCCUCCUGGCCUUACACGAUCUUCAUCUAUGCUUAUCUCCUCUGGACACAGUAAAUCAGCAAACAGUUUAAAACUGAGUAUCUUCACACCUAAUGUUAUGAUGAUUUCUAAACAUGCAGAUGGGUCCUUGAACCAGUGGCUAGUGAGUUUUGCUGAGGAAUCUGCUUUUUCAACAGUACUCAGCAUUUCACAUAAAUCCCGAUAUUGUGGUCACCGUUUUCAUCUUAACGACUUGGCUUGCCACUCGGUGUUACCACUACUUCUUACAACUUCACAUCACAACGCUCUGAUUUCACCGGAUGUUGAGAAUGCAAACCAGGAAAGUGAUUCCUUGAACUCUCAGGAGUCACCAGUAAGACUUCAGAGUAGAGGCAAUGCAAAUCUAACAUCACAGGAUCCAAAUGCAGUUUACAGUGAACUUAUUCUUUGGAGAGUUGACCCUGUUGGGCCUUUGUCGUUUUCUGGUGGAGUUUCUGAACUUGCUCGAAUCAAUUCUCUUCACGUUUCGGCAUUUUCUAAUGUUGCAUGGCUGCCCACACUCAUACCCAGCUGCUGCCUUGGUACAUACUGUAAUUCUCCAAGUGCCUGCUUUGUGGCUAGUGAUGGACAACAUUUGAGAUUAUAUCAAGCUGUAAUAGAUGCUAAGAAACUUUUGUGUGAGCUCUCCAAUCCAGAAAUUUCUAAAUAUGUUGGUGAAGUUUUCAACAUUGUAAGUCAGCAAUCUACAGCUCGCCCAGGAUGCAUCAUUGAACUGGAUGUCAUCACAGAGCUUCAUGGCAGGAAAACACAGUUACUGCAUGUUUUUCAAGAAGACUUCAUUUUAAAUAACCAGGAGAAGGAAAUGAUUGAAAACAACAGUGUAUCAGAUGCUGGAAACCGUCAGAAUGGAUUCUCUGAAAAAUUCUACUUAAUAGUGAUAGAGUAUGCUCAAAACCGGUCACUACUACAUAUGUGGCAUUUGCAUUUGAAGUCAAUUCCUGUCUCAUUAGGUGAAAAGAUAGAUUCAUAUACACCUGAAACAGUGACACAACCAGAGGAAAUGUAUUCUUCACCAGAUCCAGAGAAGAUCCAGUCACCUUUCAGUCAAAAGUAUCAGGCCUGCAAAGCAAACCUUCAGAGCACCAGUUGGCUUACUCUCUCUUCCAAAAUGGUUUACAGUCAAGACCUCAGGUUGCCAGAAGGAGUAGACAUAAUAAGUGUAAAGCCAUCAGCAGGACAUCUGAGCUCUUCUUCUAUAUAUCCUGUUUGUCGUGCACCAUAUCUGCUGGCUACUUCAUGCACUGAUGGAAAAGUUCGAUUCUGGAGAUGCAGAGUUACCACUGAAUCAUCAGCUCCUCCUGUUCCAGAAGAAAGCUCACACAGUGAUGUUAUAUAUGUGUGGGAAGAAUGGCCAUUAUUGAUUGAGGAUGGACUUGUUAGUAGUAGUGCAAUUAAUGUUCCAGGAAGGCCAACUGAAGUUAGCUGUGCACACACUAAUAGAUUAGCAGUAGCAUAUAAGCAGGUAACAUCUAAAACCAGUCACCUGUCCCAAGAUUUUAUAAUGUAUGUUGGUAUUUUUGAAUGUGAAUCUACAGGAGGUUCUUCUUGGGUUCUAGAACAGACGCUUCGCUUAGACGAGAUUGGUACCAUGUUAGAUGCUGGUGCUAAUAUUGAUAAUAGUUUAGUGACAUAUAGCCAGCAAGACGUUUCUGUGUCUCAUACUGGGAAUACUCUGCCUAACACUAAGCACUUGGUACACUUAGACUGGAUGUCUAGGGAAGAUGGUUCACAUAUUCUGACAGUCGGUAUUGGAUCAAAACUUUUUAUGUUUGGUCAGCUCUCUGGGAAAAUGCAAGAACAAAAUGGUAUGGAGAUGGUAGCAAUCGCCAAUAGUGGCAGUACAAAGGCUACAGCCCUGUCUAGGUUUGUUCUGCUGCGUUGUGUAGACUUGGUUUCAUCUGUAGAGGGGUCGCCUCCUUUUCCAGUCUCGUUGUCUUGGGUGCGUGAUGGCAUUCUUGUAGUUGGAAUGGAUUGUGAAAUGCAUGUUUAUUCCCAGUGGCAAUCUCCUUCCAAGCAGGAACUAGUUAGUGCUGAUUCUUACAGUGGAAGUAUACCAUGUGUAGCUAGCUUAAUGAAACAAAGCCAGUCAGCUGCUUCAGGUCUGCACCCACCAAAGAGAACCUUGACCCGAUCUAUGACCAGCCUUGCACAGAAGCUUAGUGGGAAAAGAUCUGCCUGUGAUCUGUCUUCAGAAAUGGAAGAUUCUGGACUUUUUGAAGCAGCUCACACAUUAUGUCCCACUUUACCUCAAUACCAUCCAUAUCAGCUGUUGGAGCUCAUGGAUCUUGGUAAAGUACGUAGAGCAAAAGCCAUUCUGUCCCAUCUGGUGAAAUGCAUUGCUGGAGAAGUUGUUGCUGUAAACGAAUCUGAACCUAAUCAUGAUCAGAGGCUCAGAUCCUUGACCAUCAGUGCUAGUGGGAGUACUGCAAGAGAUCCGAAAACAUUCAGCAAAACUGAGACUACAGACUAUAUUGAAAUAGACUCUGUUCCACCACUGCCUCUAUAUGCUCUGCUUGCUGCAGAUGAUGAUUCAUCUUAUUCCUCUUCAGAGAAGUCUAAUAAUCAAAACAGCCAAAAUAAAAAAUAUAUGCCCAAUGACAAUUAUGAAGAUCUCUUUCAAAAUACUGCUGUAAGUACAGAUGAACUUGUUACAUUUGACGCCGAUGAAGAGAGUUCAAAACCAGAAGUCAUUGAUCUUUCUCAGUAUAGCCCAACUUACUUUGGACCAGAGCAUGCUCAAGUUCUUUCUCGCCACUUGCUUCAUUCAAGCUUGCCAGGGCUGACUAGGAUGGAGCAAAUGUCACUGAUGGCCUUAGCUGAUACAAUUGCUACUACCAGUACUGACAUUGGAGAAAGCAGAGAUAGAAAUCAGGGUGGAGAAACACUUGAUGAAUGUGGUUUAAAAUUUUUACUGGCUGUUCGGCUCCACACGUUCUUAACAACUUCACUUCCUCCUUUACAUCGAGCUCAACUGCUUCACCAAGGCUUAUCUACUAGUCAUUUUGCCUGGGCAUUUCAUUCAGUAGCAGAAGAAGAAUUGCUGAGCAUGCUGCCUGCAGUGCAGAAAGGAGAUCCAACAUGGUCUGAACUCAGAGCUAUGGGUAUAGGAUGGUGGGUUCGAAAUAUCCACAGCCUGCGGAAAUGCAUAGAAAAGGUGGCUAAAGCAGCCUUUCAACGCAACAGUGAUCCACUUGAUGCGGCUAUUUUUUACCUUGCAAUGAGAAAGAAGGCUGUGAUCUGGGGAUUGUACAGGUCUCAGAAAGAUACUAAAAUGACACAGUUUUUUGGAAACAACUUCACUGAGGACAGAUGGCGUAAAGCAGCAUUAAAAAAUGCAUUUUCUUUGCUUGGCAAACAGCGCUUCGAACAUUCUGCAGCAUUUUUCUUGUUGGCAGGACACUUAAAAGAUGCAGUAGAGGUCUGCCUUGAAAAACUGAAUGACAUUCAGUUGGCUCUUGUAAUAUCAAGACUUUAUGAAUCAGAGUUUGAAGUAUCUAGUACUUACAAAUCUGUACUACAGAAGAGGAUUUUGGGAAGUGCGUUUCCUGGAAAAGAAAGCCCUGGAAACAUGCACUGUGACCCUUUUCUGCGAAGUAUGGCUUACUGGAUUUUGGAAGAUUAUGGCAAGGCUCUUGACACUUUGAUUAAACAUUCUGUUGAAGAUGGAGGAGAUGAAGGAGUGGGCUCACCAAGUUGUAACCCUGCAGUAUUUAACUUCUAUAACUACUUAAGAACACAUCCUCUCCUGCUGAGACGUCAUUUUGGCUCUUCUGAUACAUCUUCCACACAUGUUUGCCUAACAGUAGAAAAUGGAUUAGCUGACAGAAUCAACCUAAGUGAAAGACGGCUGUUUUUCACCACUGCAUAUGCGCACCUAAAAGCUGGUUGUCCUAUGUUGGCCUUAGAAGUGUUAUCAAAGAUGCCCAAAGUUGUAAAGAAGUUGAAGUCCUUCUGUAGGUCCCCUAGUUUAAUGGAUGCUAGUAAAGAUUCCUCACCAUCUUCCCCAGUUAGAGAACUGGAAACAAAAGACCAGUCUUCCAGUUUUGAUUGGUCACAGCCAGUAUUGAAUGGUUUGGGUUCACCUUCAGACUGUUCAUCAGGAAAACACUCAAGUUCAACUCUUUCAUUUGACUGGAGCCAGCCAAGUGUGGUAUUCCAAGAGGAACCUCUGAAACUACAGUCAGACAGUGAUGAAAGUGAUGAUAGUGAAGAUUCAUCUCUGGCAAUGAAAGAGCUGAAAUCUCUGAAUAAAACUGAAAAGUUACACGAAGCAAGUUAUAGCUACAGUGAGUCUUUUAGCAUGGUUGAUGACAAUGAUAUUCUAAGUCCCUCAGACGAUAUCAUUUCAGCACAGCUGAAGUUUAGAGCAUGCCUGAAAAUUCUUACUGUGGAGCUUCGUACACUGUCAACUGGUUAUGAGGUAGAUGGUGGGAAGUUGAGGUAUCAGCUUUAUCAGUGGCUUGAAAGAGAAGUGGUAGCUCUUCAAAAGACCUGUGAUUAUAGUGUUGAAGUGGAAGAGGUACAGUCAGGAAUUAGCAUCAUGCCAGAGGAAGCUGCAUUGCAUGAAAACACUGAAGACCUAGCUGACCAGGAAAAAAACUUCCAGAAAAGACGUCAGUGGCUUCUGAAAUACCAGUCUCUCCUAAGAAUGUUCCUCAGUUACUGUAUACUUCAUGGCUCUCAUGGUGGAGGUUUGGCAUCUGUCCGAAUGGAAUUAAUUCUGCUAUUGCAGGAAUCUCAACAGGAGCAGUUAGUACAGAUACCUUCCAGCCCUCUACCAGAGCCAAACUCCAUACCUCUUCUAUUUGCUUGCACAGCUAGUGCCAAAACAGUGGUGGCUAAUCCAUUGCUGCAUCUUAGUAACUUAACUCAUGAUAUAUUACAUGCCAUAGUAGACCUUGAUUCACCACCUCAUCCUGAUACGCAGAACGACAAGAUAUACGUAAUGCAUACCUUAGCAGCAUCACUCUCUGCUUGCAUCUACCAAUGCCUUUGUGAUGGCCACAGCUACAGCUCAUUUCAAGCAAAUCAGUUCACUGGAACAGUGUAUCAGACAGUGCUAUUAACUCAGCGCCAUUCUCUAAGAACAACAAGCUUAGAAGAAACAGUGACUCCCAAUACAUCACCUGCUCAGUGGCCAGGAAUAACAGCCCUAAUACGCCUCUUGAAUUCUGCUGGUGAGGAGGCACAGCCAGGCCUCACAGUUCUACUUUGUGAAAUUCUAACUGCAGUCUAUCUCAGUCUGUUCAUCCAUGGCCUAGCAACACAUUCCAGCAAUGACUUGUACAGAAUUAUGGCCCAUCCACUUAACAACAAAAUGUGGUCUGCUAUCUUUGGAGGAGGAGCUCUUAUUCCAAGCAGAGGACAACAGCAGUUAAAGACAAAAACUGGUAGGCACUUCCCAAUGCCUAGCCCACAUCAGGUAGUUGUGUUCUCCAUGGAGUGCGUGGGGUUUUCCAAAUCUCUUACAGCCUUCAGUACUCAUAGUCCUACUAAAUAUUCAGAUGAUGAAGAGAAACAGCAUAAACAUCACAUGCUUUCAUCAAAAUCCACUCCAAAAGAGAGCUCUCCGGUGCCUGCAUUGCCAUUGGUAGACCAAGAAUCUCCAUCUUACAAGGAAAGAUUUGUUCCUCCUGAGCUUAGCAUCUGGGAUUAUUUCAUUGCAAAGCCUUUUCUUCCACCACAAAGUACAGUGGAGUAUAAUUCGGAAGAGAGUGAGGAAAGUGACGAAGAUGAUGAAGAUAUUGAUGAGGAUGUGUUUGCACCAAAUUCACAUAAUCAAGAGCAUUCCAAUUCAAAUUCAUAUAGUUGGUCACUGAUGAGGUUGGCAAUGGUUCAGCUGGUACUUCACAAUUUGAAGGUUUUCUACCCUUUGGCUGGACAUGAUCUUUCAGAGCUUCCAGUUAGCUCCCCAGUAUGCCAUGCAGUUUUGAAAACACUACAGCGCUGGGAACAAGUUCUUCUCCGACGUCUUGAGCUAUAUGGAGGUCCACCUCAACAUUAUAUUUCAGUUCAUACCUCUGAUGAUGCCUUAGCUGCUGGUCCUGCACUGCUUCGCCAUAAAACUUUACUUGAGCCUACAAACACUCCAUUCAGAUCUAACAGUCAUGUUGCGCUAUCUGUGAAGAGGCUCUGGCAGUACUUGGUUAAACAGGACCAAGUCCAGGAAACCUUUAUCAGGAAUAUUUUUACCAAGAAACGAUGCCUAAAUGAGUCAUUAGAGGAGACCAUGAAGAGUUCUGUGGUGGAGCCACCCAUCAUCAAUAAGAUGGAAACAGAUCUGGGAUACCCAGGAGGCAAGGCAAGAAUAAUCCACAAAGAGUCUGACAUCAUUACCGCUUUUGCAGUAAAUAAAGCAAAUCGAAACUGCAUUGCCAUAGCAUCGAGUCAUGAUAUUCAAGAAUUAGAUGUUUCUUCAAUUUUAGCUACACAGAUCUAUACCUGGGUCGAUGAUGAUGUGGAAAUAGAAAAUAAAGGGGUGGACGAUUUCUUAGUUAUACAUGCUCAUGAUGAUCUGGUAAAUGUUCAGGGAACUACUCCUUACACUCACAGUAAUCCAGGCACACCUAUCAAUAUGCCUUGGCUUGGUAGUACACAAACUGGCAGGGGUGCAUCUGUGGAAUAUUCCAAUAAAUUUAAUGGAAUCAGAAAGGAAUUGGCAAAAAAAGAGAUGCUCAAGAAGGCCAUUAAUAAUGUCAGAAGAAUGGCUUCUCAUCCAACAUUACCAUAUUACCUGACAGGUGCUCAAGAUGGCAGUGUGAGAAUGUUUGAGUGGGGUCAUGCACAGCAAAUCGCAUGUUUUCGGUCUGGUGGCAACUCAAGGGUAACUCGAAUGAGAUUCAAUUACCAAGGAAAUAAGUUUGGAAUUGUUGAUGCUGAUGGAUAUAUAAGUUUAUACCAAACAAACUGGAAAUGUUGUCCACUUACUGGAACUUCACCUAAACCAUAUUUGACAUGGCAGUGCCAUAACAAAACAGCCAAUGACUUUGUUUUCAUCAGCUCAUCAUCUUUGAUAGCCACAGCAGGAUUUUCUUCUGACAACAGAAAUAUUUGUCUUUGGGAUACUUUGGUUUCACCUGCAAAUAGCUUGGUCCAUGCUUUUGUCUGCCAUGAUACUGGAUCAACUGUGCUAGCAUAUGCUCCAAAACAUCAGCUAUUAAUAUCUGGAGGCAGAAAAGGCUUUACAUGUAUAAUUGAUCUUCGGCAGAAACAGCAACAACAACUACUCCAAAGUCACGAUUCUCCAGUCAAAGCCAUUGCUGUUGAUCCUACAGAAGAGUAUUUUGUCACAGGAUCUGCUGAAGGCAACAUAAAGGUAUGGAGUCUGUCUACAUUCAGUCUUCUUCACACUUUCAUCAAUGAGCAUGCUCGACAGUCUCUCUUCAGAAACAUUGGGACAGGAGUCAUGCAAAUUGAGACAGGGCCAGCAAAUCACAUAUUGUCCUGUGGCGCUGAUGGAACAGUAAAGAUGAGAAUCUUGCCUGAUAGAUUCAGCCAUUUAAAUGAUGUGUUAAGAAAUGAUGUGAAACUUAUGAUCUAAUAUUUUUCUCAUCAGAGUGUGUAACAUUCCCCUUCUACCAUCCCUGAAAAUAUUUUUCCUGGAGCUAGCCAACAAAGCAGAUACACAAUGAUAGCUUGUGCCAUCAUAAAGAUGCUUGCUUGUCCCCUCCCAUAUCUAUUACCUGGACUUUUAGUCUCCAAUGCCUUAAAGAUUAACAAGAUCCUUCAGAUUUUGACCGUUACCUAAAAUGAAAGCUAAACGUGACUCUGAAUUAUAUACUUAGAAUAUUAUUAAGGUGUUGCUGAAGUGGUUUACUCUUCAUUUUGAGGUAGUUACACCUGGAGCAUGCUAUCUGGGCAUGGCCGUCCACCUUUUCAAAAUAGGUGGAUUCAGAUGGAAACCUUAGGUAAUACAACUCUCUUUCACUAUAGCAACCGUAACUGUCUCUCUUCUCCACUUGUUUGAUCAGCCAACAGUAAAAUUUAUACCUAUGUGUAGAAGAGAAACAAAGCCUGUACAAGUAGAUACUCCUGUCCAUGCAAGCAUUCAUGUAACGAGCCACUGUCUGUCUCCUUUCCUGGCAUCCAGGCUGUUUACCUCUCUAAGUUGCCUGAUCUCCUUCCUCUCAUCUAGGGUAUUAAGAAACUGAAGGAUAUUCUGUGAGUUGUAUUCUGUUCCAUGGUUUGAUUCACUGCCAUCAGGAUGGCAGGCUUACCUUUUAAAAAGAAAUAUAUUUUUAACCCUGAGCACUCCCUUUACAAAAUAUGUAAAUAUUAAUGGAUAUCUUCCUAAAAAAAUUAGUGAAAAUCAUGUCUGAAGCUUUAGUCUUGAUCAGAAAGAUACAGGAAGAUACUUCUUUAGAAUGUGGCACUAGAGUUUCUUCAAAGACUAUUUACUUACAUGUCUGUAGCAGAAAAAAAAAUCUAAUUUAUUUUUACAUUUUUUUCCAGUAAGUCUUUUAUUUAGCCCAGAGAUACUCAGUUUAUUAUUAGCACUUAUGUUCUUGUUUGUCUGCUUUUCUUAAGUACUUUAAAAAAGGAAAAAGGAAAAUAGUUCAACAGAAAAGUACUUUAAGACUGUUAGUCUUCAUACUGUAUGUUUAUGUAUGAUGUAAAAUUAAAGGAAAAAACCUUGGAAAGAUGGAAUUUUUUUUUUUUGCCAAAAUAGUAAACUGCAUAAUGUCAAUGUUUGACCAAAUUACUAAUGCACAAAGCCUUUACUACUUUUAUUUUCUUUUUUUUUGUUUGUUUGUUUGUUUGUUUGUUUUUUGGUAAGCUUGUAAGGUUUAAUUUGUAAAUUAGAUGCGAGGCUGGAUUACUUGAAUGCCAAUAGUGUACUUUUUGCUAAAAGAUAUUUUGUGAAAUAUAGCACCAAGAUAUUAACUGUAAUAUAAACUUGUUAAAUUAGGAACUAUGGGGAUAAAUAAAGCAUAGCAGUUAUGAAGGGCUUGUAAAAUGAACUUUGUAACAUUCUCAGGAUGCUUCUAUCUUAAGAAUAUAAAAUUGUUUAAAAAGAUUUUGUAAAAUGUUUUGAGGUCAUUUUAAAUGUAUGUUUUGCAAGCUGCAGUGCAAACACUAUGAAGGUUUUUAUGCACAGAACCUGAAUUUUCAAAUUGUGCAAUAAAAGAAUGUGAAUAUUUUGCCAUGAAGAAACAUGUGACAGCAUUUCAGACUGAUAACAGCUGUUCAGUGAUUCAGUUGUAGUUGUUCUUCCACGACACACACUGAAAUGGAAAUUGAUACCAGAACAGUUUAAGUACAGUGAUGGACCAGAAAAGUGGCUAAAAGUGGCACCACCUUGUAAAACAGACUUGCCCAGUGCAUAUGUCAGUUGCUCAGAGGCAGAGUUUCUAAUAUUCUUUAUUUUCAUGAAAGAGGGAAAGUGGAGUUAACAGUAGCACAAUCCUUGAGAAUCAACUGAAUUCUUGACUUUAUAGCUGCUUAUAUACAUGUAUUAGUUUUAUGCACCCACUGAACUGUUACAUUCAGAGAAGAAGAGUGUGCAAAAAAUCAUGGCAACAUUAUAUAAUUUAUGUCCCUGCUGUUUUGUCCUUAAGUAUUUAUGUCUCAUUAGCUUUAUUUCAAGCUCAGUUUCAUGUAUUGGCAACCACAAAAAGGUGUCUUUUCUGCAAACUGAGCAGAUUUUGUGUGUAAUUUGCCAAGACAUACAAUGUUGUCAUUUUUCUGAGUAGAGCUGCACUACGAAUAAUUCUGGCAAAUUUUUGCGUAUACCAGACAAGUACUGACUGUGAUCAGGCAUUUUCAGUAAUGUUUAUAGUGACUGUAAGCUACUCUGAAAACUAAAUUAUGUAACAUCACAAUGUAUUUGCCACACUUUCGUAAUCUUCCCAAUAAAUCCUGCAGAAUCUCAAA